AUGUGGAUUUCCAAGAUAAACAUUAAAUAUCGAACGAAACAGAGAGUUCGGACCUCCGUGAUACUUGCAUGUGCUGCAUCUGUGCUCUUGUUCCUUGUGAUACGAUCGUUUUUCCUGGAAAACACCGAAAAGGUAGCCGGGAGCAAUGCAAUUGUUGUGAACGACGACAUGACCAAGACGUUGUCAUCCAAAAAAACUGCCAAGGAGCUGCUGGCACAAAGAAAGAAAACCCACGAGAGCGUCUACGAUAACCUGAGCAUCGAGGACCGCGAGAAAAUGCGUAUCAUCAACCAGCCAUCUCCCGAUGACCCAAGAGGACUCAGACUAGAACUCGGCCACACGUUCUUCAAGUCAGUGUUUAACGUGCUGGAGAAAGGCAAGCCCAAGGUAUCACCUCUGACGAAGUACAAGUCCACGGAAAGAAUAUAUCACGCAGGCUACGAAGUGAUGGGCGAUGGCCCGUCGUUGUCAAAAGAAUAUCUUUCCGGGUUCUUGCAGCUCAGUCAAAGUGAGAUAAACUCAAUGAAGAAAAGUCAUUCAUUUGUCACCCGAAAUCUUCCCGAGACAUAUCCUAUUGGCCUUUACUCCGGAAAUGGUGUGGUGUACGUCGGAGGAGGAAAGUUCAAUUGGCUGGCAUUGCUUUCAAUCAAAACCCUCAGGUCUGUCGGGUCCAAGCUACCUGUCGAAGUUUUGAUUCCGAAGCUUGACGAGUAUGAAGUUGAUUUGUGUACCACGAUUUUCCCAGCCUUGGAUGCCAAAUGUAUAUACAUGCCAAAGCAGCUGGGAGAGCAAAUCAGCGGAAGAUUCUCGUUUUUCGGAUACCAAUACAAGGCUCUCGCACUAAUGCUAUCGAGCUUUGAAAAUGUGCUCCUGCUAGACGCAGAUAACACACCGUUGCAUGCGCCGGACCACUUGUUCGAGACAGAGCCCUUCAGCAGCACGGGUAUGGUCAUCUGGCCGGAUUAUUGGAAACGGUCCACUGCUCCUGCAUUCUAUGACAUUGUCAAUAUAGAAAUCGACGAGAGUCACCGCGUCAGCCAUGGAUUCCAAGAAUAUGGAAAAUACACCAUUCCCAAUUCUCCGCCAGACCAGGCUCCUCCAUUGCACCAACUCAAGGGAGCCAUCCCGGAUCCUUCGAGCGAGUCCGGCCAACUGAUGCUUUCCAAAAAGACACAUUCGAAAGUCAUGCUUCUUGCACUGUACUACAACAUGUAUGGUCCAAACCAUUAUUAUCCUCUUCUUUCGCAAGGAUCAGAUGGCGAGGGAGACAAGGAGACAUUCAUUGCUGCUGCCCAUGUGCUGAAAAAGUCAUUUUACCAGGUCAAGAAAAUUAUCAAGAGUAUUGGAAGAUGGGUCGAUUACGAAUUUACAGGAAGUGCGAUGGGUCAGUUUAAUUGUCACGAAGAUUACGAACUGUACAAAAAGUACGAGAAUACCUUCGAGCAUGUGGACGAAGUUCCGAAGCUGCUUUUCCUGCACUCCAACUUCCCCAAGCUCGAUCCGUGGUCCCUCAAAGUGGACGAGGUCAUCUACGACCCAAAAACAGGUAAGCGCGAGCGACUCUAUGGAACAGGGUAUCUGGAAGCACUGGGUUUUGAUUUUGAACGGGUGCAGUGGGAGAACAUGAAGUUCUACAUCUGUGACCUUAAUUUGCAUCCAAAGCUUUUUUCUGACCGCGAUAUAGAUCAUGAUGAGCUUUGCGCUGAAAUCAAAGAGCAUCUGGAAUUUUUGAAAAGCACCACAAAUUAA
Ogataea angusta is the source of this 1749-nucleotide messenger RNA. RefSeq lists its product as uncharacterized. Gene Ontology annotation, biological process: mannan biosynthetic process. The record is from RefSeq and is a predicted model, not a curated record. Gene Ontology annotation, cellular component: Golgi apparatus. Gene Ontology annotation, molecular function: alpha-1,2-mannosyltransferase activity. Lineage: Eukaryota; Fungi; Ascomycota; Pichiomycetes; Pichiales; Pichiaceae. The transcript has a single exon. The coding region runs from base 1 to 1749 and encodes 582 amino acids.